AUGCCUGAACAAGAAUAUACUGAAGAGCAAGAAGCUGAAAUUCUUCAACAUGUAUUUUUUGGUAAAUUAGAUAAUCUACCAAAUCUUGCAUCGAAAAUUGUUCGUAUUUUUACAUCAUCAACAUUUACAGAUACAAGUAUGGAACGUAAUUCACUCAUGCAACAUACAUAUCCAAAACUUAAAGAAUAUUGUCGAGAAAAACAUGGACUUGAAUUUCAAGUUGUUGAUAUGCGUUGGGGUGUUCGUGAUGAAGCAACAGAUGAUCAUAAAACAACAGAAUUAUGUAUGCAAGAAAUAGAUAAUUGUCAACGAGUUGCUGUUGGACCAAAUUUUGUGGUAUUUCUUGGUCAAAAAUAUGGUUAUCGACCAUUACCAACAAAAAUCGAAGAAGAUGAAUUUCGUAUGAUUAUAUCUGUAUCAGAUAAAGAAGAUGCUAAAUUACUUAAUCAAUGGUAUAAACUUGAUUCAAAUAAUUUACCAAGUUUAUUUUGUUUACAAACUGUCAGUUCUAUAUUUACUAAUUUUACUAAUCGAGCUCAUCCUCGUCUUAUGGAAGAAGAUCAAAGUCAAUGGUGGGAAACAAUGGGUAAAUUGAAUCGAGCUGUACGUGUCGCUGCUUUUGCACUUUUACAACAAGGUCGAUUUACUGCACAAGAUAAUCACCGAUAUAAUUGGUCGGUUACUGAACAAGAAGUUGUACGAGGAAUAUUAAAUGCUAAAGAUAGAGAAGAUCAUACAUUAGCUUUUUUUCGUCAUAUUGAAAAUAUAAAUGUUAGUUUAUUACGUCAUUCAAUGAAAUUUAUUGAUAUUGCAUCAAAACAAGUUGAUAUGGAAGCACAACAUAUGUUAUCUGAUUUACGAGAUGUUCGUGUACCAGCAACAUUACCUGAAUCAAGUAUAAUUCGAUAUACAGUUCAAUGGUCAGAUGAUGAUGGUUUAAAUAAAACUGUUCAUGCUGAUUAUUUAAAAGAUUUUAUUGAAACAUUCUAUCGACGUAUUAUUGAAUUAAUUGAUCGUGGUGUUAGAAAACAAAAUGCUUUUUCAACAAAUAGAGUUUAUACUGAAAUUCUUCAACAACUUCAUGUUGUAAAUAAUUUCAGUCAAGAUUUUCAAGGACGUACAGAUAUUCUUGAACGUGUUCGUCAUUAUGUACAAGGUUCAUCAAAACAACCAUUAGUUUUAUGGGGUGAAGGUGGUUGUGGUAAAUCUAGUAUGUUAGCAAAAAUAGCUUCAGAAUCUUCAUCAUGGUUUCCAUCAAAACAAUGUACACCUAUACGACUUAUUCGUUUUCUUGGUACAACACCAGAUAGUUCAUCAAUUGGACCAUUAUUACGUAGUGUUUGUCAACAAUUAUGUUUUCUAUAUCAAGUAGUAGAUAAUACAAUACCAGUUGAAUUAUCUCAAUUAAUAAAUUAUUUUAAACGUUUAUUAGAAAAAACACCAGCUGAUAAACCAUUAUGUAUAUUUUUUGAUUCAUUAGAUCAAAUAUCAUCAGCUGAUGGUGCACAUUCAAUGUCAUGGUUACCACCAACACUUCCAAAUUAUGUUAAACUUAUGGUUUCAACAUUACCUGGAAUAUUUAAUAUUUUAAAUACACUUCGAAAUAUAAUUGAUAGUCGAGAAAAUUUCAUUCAAAUUAAACCAUUAGGUGAAGAAUUAGGUAAAACUGUAUUAAAAGUUCGACUGUAUCGUGAACAUCGAACAAUAACAGAUGAACAAUGGGCACUUGUUCAUGAACGUCUUGCUGAAUGUAAUAGUCCGUUAUAUGUUAAAUUAGUUUUUGAUGAAAUAAAAUUAUGGAAAUCUUAUACAAAAACACAAGAAAAAGAUUUAGCUAAAACUGUAUCAACAUCAAUAAAUAAAUUAUUAGGUCGAAUUGAAAAUCAACAUGGACAUAUUUUAGUUGAACAUGCUUUAUCAUAUAUAACAGCAUCAAGAUCAGGUAUAAGUGAAGCUGAAUUAGAAGAUUUAAUAUCACUUGAUGAAACUGUUUUAAAUGAUGUUUAUCAAUAUCAUUUACCACCUAUUCGACGUAUACCACCAUUAUUAUGGACACGUAUACGAAAUGAUUUACCAAAUUAUUUAGUUGAACGUGAAGCAGAUGGUGUUUCUGUUGUUUGUUGGUAUCAUCGACAAUUUGCAGAAGUUUCUCAUGAACGUUAUUUAGCAAAUCCUGAUACACGUCGAAAAUAUCAUUCACAAAUGGCUGAUUUUUUUUUGGGUAUAUGGGCAGGUCGUCCAAAACCAUUUCAAUUUUCUGAUAAUCAAAAACGUAUGUUUAAUUUAACAUCAACUGAUGGUGAAGCUGAUCGUAAAGUUCCAGCUCAACCAGUUAUAUUUACAACAAAUAAUAGAACAUCAAAUGUUAAUUCUUCAACUAUACGUUAUAAUUUACGUAAACUAAGUGAAUUACCAUUUCAAUUAACACGUGCACAACGUGAAGAUGAUUUAUAUAAUCAUGUUUUAUUUAAUUAUGAUUUUAUACAUGCAAAAUUAUCUAGUAUGCCAUUAAAUAGUUGUAUAUUUGAUUAUGAAAAUUCAUUAGAAUUUAAUUUUGAUAAAGAAGUUAAAUUAAUGAGUGAUGCACUUCGUUUAUCAAGUUCAGUUUUAGCUGCUGAUCCAAAUAAUUUAGUAUGUCAAAUAAUUGGUCGGCUUCUUCCAUUUUAUACAACAUGUCGUAAAAUAGCUUCGUUUAUUGAUCAAUGUGAAAGUAUUGGUUUACAACAUAUGGGUCUUGUACCAGCUUUUAAUACAUUACCAUCACCUGGUGGACCACUUGUUUAUUCAUUAGAAGCACAUCAAUUUGCUGUUUAUGGUCUUGAAGUUGUUUCAGCUGGCCAACAUCUUCUUACUGUAUCGAAUAAAUUUAUUGUUUUUGAUUUAUCAAGUGGUGAUAUUGUACGAAUAAUUGAUCCAAGAAUUGAAGGUAUUAUGACAUAUUUAUCUGUUGGACCUGAUCAACGUUAUUGUGUAACAACAACAAUAAGUAAUCAAUAUAUUAUAUGUAAUUUAUUAACAGGAGAAUUUAUUUUACGUGAUUAUCAAACACCUGGAAAUGCAAAUAAAACUCAAGUUAAAUCAGCUCUUGGACAACAACAACCUUUAGAUCCAUUAUUAGGAGCAGCUGUAAGUAAUACACAUUUUGCAUUAUGGACAUCUAAAAUGUAUCAAGUAUAUACAAAUAAAGGUGAAUUACUUACAUGUCAACCAACACGUUAUCAUAUAAUUCAAAUUGAAGUAUUACCUGGACCAGAAAUUGAAAUUGUAUGUCGUUCUGAAGAGGUUAGAGAUGAUCAAGAAGUACCACGUGAUCGUUUUACAAUUGAUUAUUAUUUUAUUACAAAUUCUGAUCAUUCAAAUAAUACAAUAGAUAAUAAUGAACAACGUUGUUUAACUGGUGGUCAUAAAAAUUUUCAUAGUGCACUUGUAUUAACACGUGAUAAACGACGAAUGUAUACAUGUUGUGAAAUUAAUGAUAAUAAUGUUGAAGUAUAUGUUAAUAGACCACAUCCAAUUAAUUAUUCUACUGAACGUAUAUGGGCAUUUGAUCAUCAAUUAUUCGAAAAUAAAGAUCGUAUAUUUUCAUUUAUAUUAAGUAAUGAUGAAAAUUAUCUCAUGGCUGUUACAUUUAAAGGUUUUAAAAUUUUUUCAUUUCGUUCCUAUUUAUGGAAAACAUGUUUAUUACCUGGUAGUGUACGUAAUAUAAUGAGUGGUACUAAACGAUUAACAUAUACUGCAGCAUUUUCACAUGAUAAUCGUUAUUGUAUAGCUUGUGUUAAAUCAACAGUUUAUGUAUUUGAAAUUGAUUGGGGAGAAUUAUUAGUUUCAUUAGAUUCACAUUUUGGUCGUAUACUUGUUUUAAAAGGUUUAUCAACAGGUAGUGGUGGAAAUAAUUAUGUUAUAACAACCGGUAUGGAUAAAACAACAAAAGUAUGGAAUUUAGAAAAUGCACGAGAAAAAUCUAUAUCAAUAUCACAAAUGGAUAAAGCUAUUGAAAUGUUACAUAUAUCAACAGAUACACAAAUAAUCAUGGCACAAACACGUACACAAUUAUGUUUAUUUGAUAUGAAAACUGGUCAUAUACAAGCACAAUUAGUUGCUAGUCAACAUGGAUCAAUAUAUCAAUGUACACUUUUGUGUUCAAAUGGUUUAUUUGGUGCAGCAGCUGAAUCAGGUAAUUUUGUUAUGUGGGAUAUUGAAGAACGAAAAACAACAUUUAUAACACCAAUUAAAAAUAUUUUUCAAUUACUUCUUCAUACGGCUGAAACAAUGAUUUUAGUUGUCAGUUGUGAACCAAUGUCUACAAUUGUUCCAAGUGCAACAAAUAAUUCAAAUUCAAAUAAUGCACAAAUUGGACAAAUUGUUCGAGCUAUUUCAUAUGCAAUACCUGAUGGUGAUUUAAUUUAUGAAUUAUCAUUUAAUAUUAAACGUAUGAAUGAACCAAAAAAAACUAUAUGUACAACUGAUGAUACAUAUUUAAUAUUUAUUGAAGAGAAAAAAAAUUUUGAUGUUCUUUCAUUAUAUGAUCCAGUUACUGGUGAACAUAUGCAUAAUGUUAAAUUAAAUUAUAAUGGUUAUAAAGAUAUUAUUUCAAUGGUUAUGAUACCAAAACAACCUUUUCUUAUUGGAUUAAUUGAUGUAGAUAAAGGUGUUGUUAUGAAUGUUAGAGAUAAAAAGGUUCAUUUAACAUUACCAAAAUGGAGUGGUCAAAUAUCAUCUGAUGGUAAAUAUGGUUUAUAUGCUCCUACUCGUGGUGGUCUUGAAAUAUUUGAAUUUCGAAAUGGAAAAGUAGUUCGUACAUUAAUUGGUAAAGUUGCUGAAGGUGUAUUUGAUGUAAUAACAUUUUUUACUCCAACCAAUAAUCAUGUUAUUUAUUAUCAUAAAGGUAAACGAACAAUACGUAUUUUUCGUUCUAUUGAUGGUCGACAAAUAGCUGAUAUGAGAUGUCCAGCAAAAGUUCGACAAGCAAUAGGAACAUAUGAUGGACAAGCAUUAGUUGUUGGUUAUGAAGAUGGAGCUGUUCAAAUGUUUUUAAUUGUUGAUCCAUUUGAACAAAAAAAUACAACAUAUUUAAAAGAAUGGAGACAACAACAAUUAGAAUCAAUGAUUGAGCCUGUACAACAGGAAAUAAUUGAUAAACAACCAGAAUUAAAUACAAUAUAA
Rotaria sordida is the source of this 5163-nucleotide messenger RNA. Lineage: Eukaryota; Metazoa; Rotifera; Eurotatoria; Philodinida; Philodinidae. The record is from the annotation of a GenBank genome assembly.